AUGAUGUUGGCCCCUGCCUCCGGGCCCCACCUGCCUCCUUACCUGCUGCUGGCUCUGCUGUUGGGACUCACAGGUGUGGCAGGUGAGGCAGAACUGCAGGUGAUCCAGCCCGAGAAGUCGGUGUCUGUGGCGGCCGGACAGACGGCCACUCUUCACUGCACCCUGACCUCCCUGCUCCCCGCUGGGAAGGUCGAGUGGUUCAGGGGGACAGGGCCAGGCCGGGAGUUAAUCUUCAGUUUCAGAGGAGACCCUCACUCCCCUCGAGUAACAAAUGUUUCAGACGCCGUAAGGAGAAACAACAUGGACUUUUCCAUCCGCAUCAAUGGUUUAACACCGUCUGACGCCGGCACCUACUACUGCGUGAAGUUCAAGGAGGGGCAACCUGACCUGGAGUUCCAGUCAGGUCCAGGCACUGAGGUGUUUGUGACUACCCCGCCCUCUCUGCCUGUGGUAAUAGGUCCCUUGGAAAGGGCCCCAAUGGGGCGACCUGUGAAUUACAGCUGUAUGUCCUAUGGCGGCUUUCCCAAAAACAUCACCCUGAAGCAGUUCAGAAAUGGGAAGGAAAUUUCAUCCCUCCAGACACACAUCGUCCAGAUGAGGGACAGCAAUUCCUACAAAAUCGCCAGUACCACUGAGGGAGCCCUGACUCUACAGGACUUCCACUCCUAUGUCAGCUGUGAUGGGAAUCACCUAAGCUCACAUUAUGCUCUUCAGGGGAAUGCCGAUUUGUCUAAGACUAUACUAGUUCCACCCAACAUGACUAUUUUUGAACAGCCCAUCUCAAAGAAAAAGGUAAAUGUCACCUGCAAGGCAAAGAAGUUCUAUCCCCAUGGCAUACAGCUGACCUGGCUGAAGAAUGGACAUGUCUCCCAGACAGAUAAGACCUUGACCCCUACCAUGAGCAGAGAUGGACUAUACGCUGUGCACAGCUCGAUCCUGGUGAACAGAACUAACCAAGGGGCUAUGCUCACCUGCCGGGCAGAACAAGAUGGGCGGCAGGAGGCCGCUGCAAAAAUGACAUUUUGCGUUUCUGUUUAUCUGGGUAAGUCUGAGAAGUAG
This is a messenger RNA of Puma concolor (puma), 1059 nucleotides long. The record is from RefSeq and is a predicted model, not a curated record. Lineage: Eukaryota; Metazoa; Chordata; Mammalia; Carnivora; Felidae.